AUGAGGAGGGUUAUCGUCGAAGGUAAGCCGGGACUGUCUCAGCACGCAACCACCGUAGAUCCUGCACGAACCAUGCGCCGACCGCCACGGACCGCUGAACACUUAACGGCUCUAUUACAAGGUACAACCUGGACUUUAUAUGAUCGGCCGGUGUUUGACCCGAGGACGCAAACACGAAGGGCGCAUGCGUCCCUCGCCGUAAACACUCGUCUCGGGGCUGACCACGUGGUGGUGACUCAAACAAUACAACACGGAAACAAACCGCCCCAAGCCGCCGCGGUCACACCCAGCACCAACACUCGCAGGAGCUGA
Danaus chrysippus (African queen) is the source of this 312-nucleotide messenger RNA. The record is from the annotation of a GenBank genome assembly. Lineage: Eukaryota; Metazoa; Arthropoda; Insecta; Lepidoptera; Nymphalidae.